GGUUGUGACCUAAUCUCUAUCUGGAGUAAUGUAGGCUAGCCUAAAGAAAAUUUUGUCGCCCGAGAAUACACGGGGUAGCAUUAACAAUAUAACGCAAUGUAAAGCUUGACGACAGGCCAACCAAAGAUUUACCAAUGGAGGGUCCAGGUCCGUCUCCCGAAGCAGUAGACGUCAGCAUUUCAGCUGAUGGAGGAACCCAAGUGUCUGCACCAGUUUUGUCGCAUCUUCACGUUCGUGGGGAUGUCAGCAUUUCAACAUAUAUUUCAGGUGUUCAACAACCACCACAACCAGCACAGGACAGUGAUCAACAGUCAAAAAUCGCUGAAUACAAAACAUCUAUCAUCAUCUCCUGUGAGACUGUAAGAGAGUACAACUCCCUCCCUGGUCAGGAUGUGCUUCUGGCAGACCGCUACACUGAGCUCCUGAUUAUUCAGAGACCCAGAGUUCCGAAGGAGAGAGAGAAGGAGCUCCGUUCCAGAGGUGACACUCUCCAGCAGCUCUUCCAGACCAGGGCCAGUGAGACACACAGCAUUCAUCUCGACCAGCUGUUCAAACCCAAAGAUCGUGGAUCAGGGCCGAGAGCAGUCAUUCUCCAGGGUCAUUCGGGUCACGGCAAGUCCUUCACUGUCCAAAAAAUUAUGCAUGACUGGGCAUCUGAACUCCUGUUCAAAGAUGUUAUUCUUGUAUUUCGUCUGGACUGCAAAGAACUUAACCUCCUCUCUGGAGAGCACAGUGUGGUCGACCUCCUGAGAUGUGAUCAGGAGUUUACUCCAGUGAUUUUAAGAAUACUGCGAGACUCCCCUGGGAAGGUGCUCUUUGUUAUAGAUGGCUUUGAUGAGCUCAGGUUCUCAUUGAAUGAAAUUACCUCAGUACUUCCUAGUGAUCCAUCUACACAUGCUCCAAUCGAGGCUACAUUGAGUGCUCUGCUGAAGGGAAAAGUUUUGGGGCAGAGCUUACUUAUUGUCACCACCAGGUCCACUGUUGCAGACAAACUAAGUGAGGUGCUCAAAACCCCACACCGCUUCACAGAGAUCCUGGGCUUCUCUGAGGAUGGGGUGAAGGGGUAUUUCCAGAGGUUUUUUGAUAAUACAGAGCUCUCUGACAAGGCUUACGAGCAUGUGCGUUCAAAUGAGACACUCUUCACUUCCUGUUUCAUCCCUGUCAUCUGCUGGAUUGUGUGCACUGUUUUCAGAGAGCAUCUCCAAGAAUCAGUAGAUGCACAGGGAGACUUUGAGACAACAAGCUCCAUAUUUAUGCACUUCAUUAACACUCUGAUGAAGGAUCACGGUGAAGGUUCGAGACAGACUAACCUCACAUCCCUGAGAAGCCUUGGCCAGCUGGCAGAGAAAGGAAUACAAGACCAUCAGGUCCUGUUCGAUGAGAGAAAAGUGUCUGAGGUGUUGAUGGAUUUCAACGUGCGUAACCCUUUCCUGUGCAAAUUCUUGAUGAAGAGGAAGAUCUACAUAGAAACCAUGUACAGUUUUAUGCACCUGAGCUUCCAGGAGUUCUUUGCUGCUCUUCACUUCUUCCUGAUAGAUGACGAAGAGGAGGCUUGUGGGAAACUACAGAUAUUACUUAAGUCCACUGCAGAUGAAAUGAUCAAAGGCAAUCAUGUUGUUCGGUUUCUUUUUGGUUUGUCAAAUAGUGAUGUUUCCCCAUUUGUGAAGAGUGCCUCUUGGGUAGCUAUUCAAACCCAGUUGAAAGAGUGGCUCCUGAAUGUAACAACAGUGAAGAGAGACGGUAUACGCUUCUCUUGUCAUUCUUCAUUAAUGUUGUUUGCUCUGCACUGCCUCUACGAGAUCCAUGAGAAGGACUUUGUCAUGGAUGUAAUCGAAAACUUGGAAUGGAUUGAGUUUAGCACUCAUGAUCUGCAGAGCAUAGACUACUGGGUGCUGCUGUACUGCCUACAGUGCUGUCAGAGUGUCAGAAGCCUGAGCCUGCACGGCCUAACAGCAGAGAAACUGAGAAUGCUGGCGUCUGGGCUGUGCAAAUGUAAAGAGCUACGGCUUGAAGUGGAGGACCUGUCAGAUUCUGAUGUUGGUGAUCUGAUCUUAGCCCUGGGGGAAGGAAAGACGAUAAGUAAACUGAGUUUAAAGAGCAGUCUGUCAGCUAAGAGUGUGGUGGACAUCCUCAAUGCUCUACACAAGCAGAAAUAUCUGGGUUAUAUUGUUCUCCACGGAGUGAAGACCAUCACCCUUGACAUCGCAGUUAUGACACUAAACCUCAUCCAGAACAAACCGUUAUCCGAUAAGAGGGGUAGUGACUCCAUAUGGAUUGUAGAAGAUUACAAGACACCCAAACAAAAAGACAGCAUAUGUCUUUUAGUGACUGUGAAUAAAGACACCAAGAACCUCAGAUUGACUGUAACCUGGCGUCCAGCAAUGGAGGACUCAGACCUCUCACUUGGCUUGGACCUCACCCUGCCGAACAUGGACAUCAUUAUCUUCAAAGAAUAUCUUCAAAAAUGCCAUGAUCUACAUGAAAAUCCUGCAAUUGAUGAGCGUGUGGAUGCCCUGUUUUCUUCCUUGAACUCUGACACUGAUCUGAGGCUCCUGCAGCAGAGAGUGAGAUGUUUGACCCUGGGUCGAACUCUUGGGAGACUCUCCCUCCAAACUUUUCCUAAUUUAAAGGAAAUAAAGGUAACUGAGCACAAACAGAUGAUGUUCUGCACAACACUCUCUUUUGAAAGAGCCAGCAGUCAGAGGAUGGACACCAUAAUUAGUUUUGGAGGAUCAAGAGCAUCUGUCUCAUAUGUCUCAAUUCGGCUGUCAAACUCUUCAGACAUGACCACAUGUGACUUCACUGGUUUCAUCCUGAUAUUUGACACAUAUCUUAUGGGAUGUUCAGGGAUGAACCGUGCUGAUGGAGGUGUGGAGGCUCCACUCUCCUCCCUUUGCUCUGUGCCUGAUCUGAAGACGGUGAAGAUGGAGGUGAACUGCAUGACUCUGAGCUUGGCUGCUGGGAGCCUCUGCCUCAUCCAAACCCAUCCCAGCAUUGAGGAAAUUAAGAUUGUUCGUGAACAAUUUACAUCAUCCGAUUCCGCUGUCACUGAAGGGAUAAGUUACCACUACUCAUCUCUGUGUUUUACUAAGGAUUCCAGCACCCAGAGCCUGAUCAUUGGAAUUACCUCAGAAAAGUCUGAGGCCGCAGUCCCGUAUGUUUUACUCUUCCUGUCACGGUCCUCAGUGAAGAGCUUUGACCUCAAGGACUUUCUCUUGAAAUUCCAUUCUUUGGAAUAUUUAGAUGAACUUAGUAGUCCACAGCUUGCUGAUGCCCUGAUGUCUUCCCUGCACUCUCUGCCUGGUCUGAGGGAGAUGAAGCUGGAGGUGGGCAGUCUGACCACCCGCUGGGCAAAGAGGAUUCUCUCCCUCAUUCACUCCUGUCCCACACUUCAGAAACUACAUGUCUAUGCAUCUGAACUGCAGUGGACUCGGAGUGGGGUUAUCCGGUCAGGUGGCUUCUUGAUAAAGGAAAGUAUCCGCCUACUGAAGACAGCACUGAAGCGGCCAGACUGCACUCUGAUACUUCAUGGGAACUGGUGCUACAACGCUACCUGGCAGUGCAGAACAGGCAAGUACAGGCACCGGAAAUGCAACCAGAUGGUGGAGAUUUCAAUUAAAGAGAAUUAUUGCCGGAUGAAGAGAAGUUUUAAGCUGUCUUGGAAGAAUUGGGCGACGUGGAGGAACAUCAGGAGACGGAGAAAGACAGGAAGGAGGCGUGAUGGACAGAGUGAAGAACGCGACUGGUCAGAUGAAGAGGGUGAGGAGGACGAGUGAGUGAGACGGCUGCUGAUGAUGAAGACCGUGAGGAUCAUGGAGGGCCGUGUGGAGAACGCUGGAGGAUGAGGAAGAUUACAGAUCUGGAGGAUCAGAAGCGCACUGAUCUUCUUCAGUGCUCAUGGAGUGUAAAGCCCAACGCCCACCAGACACGUACGCGGCGCGCCGCGCCACGAAAAAAAAUAGAACUCCAUUGUUUUCAAUGGAGCAAAGCCCACUGGAAACGUCUGCCGCACAGCAGCCGCACAGAGAUAGAAAACUAUUCUAAAAUCCUGCGCGUCAAGCCCAGACCGCCGAACACCGCUGAACGGCGUGUCUGGUGGGCGUUGGGCUUAAGAGCUUUGCAGGAGAUUCUGCAGUGCAAGAGCAAAUCACUCAGACAGAGGGAUCAAGAUGUGGCCACUUAUCAUGAAGGCAUCAGGAAUUUACUGCAAUUCCGUUUGUUUCCUCAGAAGUUUUCAAAUGUACAGUUGAAUCUCCUGGCAUAGUUCUCUCAAUUACAGCAAUAAUUGUACUUAAGUAGUACAUACAUUUGAAUGUUAGAUAACAAUUGUUCUCUUUUCACUAGAAAUUGACUUUUUGUUUAUUUAUUUUUUUUUAAAGGCUACAUUUGGCCUGAGUACACUCAGAAGGUCAUGGUUCAGCACUUGACCUGAUCUGAAAGACCAAAGAUACCACAUGACCAGUGCUUUUAUAAGGAUUCUUUUUACCCAUCACCCUUUAGAUGGUUGCUUUCAUCAGAAGAAAAUGACCCUGAAUUUAUUUAACAGUAUAAAUAUCUUGGAAACAAAUAUCUUAGUAAUUGAGUUUGUACAAGUUUGUACUUCCUGCUGACUUUAUAUGUGUAAUUUGUAAUUCUGCAAAUGCGUAAUUACACAAAGUAAGUUUAAAGAUUGUGUUGUUGUCUUUUUUUGUAUAGUCUUUGUAAUAUACGACAGGAAUGAUUUCUGUGUUUUAUGAGUUGUUUUUUAUUGUCUCCUAUUGUGUCCACUUGAUCCAAAUAAAAUGAUUGAA
Messenger RNA from Sardina pilchardus (European sardine), 4790 nucleotides. RefSeq lists its product as uncharacterized. The coding region runs from base 135 to 3776 and encodes 1213 amino acids. The transcript has 17 exons. The record is from RefSeq and is a predicted model, not a curated record. Gene Ontology annotation, cellular component: cytoplasm. NCBI's taxonomy places the organism in Eukaryota, Metazoa, Chordata, Actinopteri, Clupeiformes, Clupeidae.